Odocoileus virginianus texanus is the source of this 3860-nucleotide messenger RNA. Lineage: Eukaryota; Metazoa; Chordata; Mammalia; Artiodactyla; Cervidae. The record is from RefSeq and is a predicted model, not a curated record.
UCUUGAUGGACAGUCUUUUUUUCCCAGUUCUUUUGAGAUAUAAUCAACAUAUAACAUUGUAUAAGAUUAAGCAGUCUAAUAUGAUGACUUCAUACACAUAUAUGUUAUGAAAAACUUACCACAAUAAGGUUAGUUAACACCUCUAUUAUGUAACAUAAUUUUGAUUUCGUUGUGUGUGAUGAGAACAUAUAAGAUCUAUUCUUUUAGCAACUUGCAAGUAUAUAAUGCAGCAUUAAUAACAGUAGGCACUAGGCUGUACAUUAGAACCCCAGAGCUUAUUCAUCAUAUAACCAGAAUGUUAAACCCUUUGACCAAUAUCUUCCUGAGUUUUGAAAGAUACAAUGUAAAGGAGAGGAAUCUCAAUGCAUGAGAAGGUUGUGCAUUGGAAGAAAAUGCUGUUGAAGUAUUUCACCCAGCUUUGGUGCAGUUAUCUCCUAGAUGGAAUCUUGAAUCAACAGAUAAAAAUGGGGGAAAGGCAUAAAAGCAAGAGGGAUGAGUGCAUGUAAAAUGCUAGAGUGAUUACAGUGUGCUUGAGGAGUAGAACUAUUUGAGUAUAUCUCAAGCAUGGAAACAAUUUAGAGGAUGCCAAGAGAGAGGCUAGAGAAAUACGUAGGGGUCAAAAUAUGAAGAACUUUUAUCUAAGAGCAAUGGAGAGUCAUUAAUGGAUUGUCCAAGACUUAUCAUUUCUUUAAAUUUCCACAGACUCUACUGUGAAUAAAUGGUGGUGGGUCAAAGGACUACAGGCAAUAGAUCACCCCAAUAUUAAACCCUGGAGCUUUUUCUGAUGUUAUCCUAAACAUUUUCUUUCAGGCAGUAAAAAUGUCUUGUGUUGUGGCUUUCUAAUUAAAUUGAGAUUUGAAACUAGCAAGUGAGAGACCACUGGUCCAUGUUGAUGGACAAAGGAGUAAGGAAUGACAUGGAGAGUGACAUUCAAAUAUUUCAUCAGGUGAGUGAGAGUAAGGAAUGGGAAUGCACUUUGAUUCCAGGAGUUUUUCAUAACAAACACGUGACAUUUUUUUGAUGGAAAUAUAUGCUUCCCAUUGGAAGAUUACUUCAUACUGACAAGAGGUUAUUUUAUGAGUCUCAUUCUCAGGAAAGACUGAUUUGCUAACAUACUGGUCUCCUCUCCAAUGUCAUAGUCACAUUCAUUAUUUGUGAUGACUUCCUGCCUCUCAGACCUCUUAGUCAUGCUGGGGAGAAACAUCACUCUGGUGAGUGAGUUCAUCCUGGUGGGCUUCCCCACUGCCCCCUGGCUUCAGGUCUUGCUCUUCUUCCUCUUCCUUGUGGUCUACUUGUUGGUGGUAGUAGAGAAUCUUGUCAUCAUGCUCACUGUCUGGGUCACUGGCUCCCUCCAUAAGCCCAUGUACUAUUUCCGGAGUAGUCUGUCCUUCCUGGAGGUCUGGUAUGUCUCUGUCACAGUCCCCAAGAUGCUGGAUGGAUUCCUCCUGCAGAGACGGCGCAUCUCCUUCACAGGCUGCAUGACCCAGCUGUACUUCUUUAUCUCGCUUGCCUGCACGGAGUGUGUACUUCUGGCAGCCAUGGCCUAUGACCGCUAUGUGGCCAUCUGCCACCCUCUCAGAUACCCGGUCAUCAUGACCACAGGUUAUUGUGUGCAGCUGGUGGCUUUCUCUUAUAUGACUGGUUUCAUGAUCACUGUGAUCAAGGUCUAUUUUAUUUCACAUGUCACUUUCUGUGGCUCCAAUGUCAUGAACCACUUUUUCUGUGACAUCUCACCAAUCCUCAAACUGGCCUGCAAAGACAUGUCCACAGCUGAGCUAGUGGACUUUGCUUUGGCUAUUGUCAUUCUUGUCUUCCCUCUCACCACUACUAUCCUCUCCUAUGUCUACAUUGUGUCCACCAUUCUGCGUAUACCCUCCACCCAGAGAAGGAAGAAGGCCUUCUCCACCUGUGCAUCCCACCUCACAGUAGUCAUAAUUUAUUACACAGCCAUGAUUUUCAUGUAUGUUCGGCCCAGAGCUAUUGCUUCAUUUAACUCCAACAAACUCAUCUCAGCUGUGUAUGCAGUCCUCACGCCCAUGCUAAAUCCAUUCAUCUACUGUCUGAGGAACCAGGAAGUCAAGAAUGCUAUCAAAAAGACAAUGGGUGUUGGCCAGUGCUUCCUGCUCAACUGAGGCCUGCGGCCUUGAGGAGAGAGACUGUUCCAGACAGGAGGUCAUUCCCUUGAUACUUAUCGUUCUGUGCUUUUAGCUUGCUCUAUAGAUCAGAAAUCUUUAAAAAAACAAAUCGCAGCAAGACAAAUGUUUCAAAAAGUCUUAAAAGUAAAAACCACAUAUUCGAAAUGUAUACUUUGAACAAUUAGUCUGGAUUCUGACUUAAAGCCUGCCACGAGAUGCAGCUGUGCAAUUGAAGUAUGGCAACUCACUUGCCACUGUGAAACCUACCACCAGAUGCAGCUUAAUUGUCACUUGUUGCUCACUGAGAGGGUUUUGAUAUAAGUCUGCAAAUAAUUGAUUUAUUAUAAUCUCUGUGCAGUCAAACCUCACUGCUAAUGAAAAUCUGUGUUUUCCACCACUCUCCAGACCUGGCAUCACUGCCUCGGCUCCGCCUCAGAUUCUCAGAUGUUAGAUUCUCAUAAAGAGCACUUGAUCUUGAUUCCUCACAUGCAUAGUUCACAGUAGUUUGCACUCCUGUGAGAAUCUAAUGCUGCUGCUGAUCUGACGGGAGGUGCAUAUUAAAGGAAUGAUUUCCGUGAUCCUAGACGCUUACAUCUUCCCCUGCUUAGAAAAGUACCAAAUUCCUUAAUUUGACAUAUCUGAUUUCUUUAAUUAACAGUAACCUCUUGAUGUUUCCCACUGCCUGCCCUUUGUUGCAAAACCCCUGUAUAUCCUAGCUCUACCCCUCAUCUCCUCAGAGCAUUUUCUCAGAGCUAUCUGAAAUGCAGUCACCCAGCUGCAGACCUCAUUUUGCCCAAAUAAAAUUUGCCUCGUUGGGCUUCACUGAUGGUCAGUGAUGAAGAAUCUGCCUGCUAGUUCAGGGUACAGGCAUUUGACCCCUCAUCCAGCAAGAUGUCACAUGCCCGGAGCAACUAGGCCCAUGUAUCAUGACAACUAAGCAUUUCUUUUAACACAUGCAUGAGAUACAGAUUUAACUGUUUUCUAUGUCAGACCACGGCUCAUCUUACAUUAGUCUUUUCCUGAUCUGGUUUCCUUCUCUUUUUGAAUUUUUAUCCAAGUUUCUAGGUAUCUAUAUUUCUUAAAUGAUCACUAUAAACAUAAAACAGUCAUUUGAGAUAAACUUUCUAGCAUUCAACCAUGAAUCUUUGCUUUCCUAUCUGGCUUUUAUUUCCUUUUAAAGUUCCUCCCAUUUUCCUGAGAAUGGAAAUUGAAUAUGAGUGAAAAGUCAAUAUUCAAUAGAAUAUUGACUCAUCGAUGAGAACUUUUUGAAGAGAAAGAGAGGAAAAUCUUGUUUAGCAAAGGAAAGAUCUACUGACCUUAAGGAUUUCCAAUCCUUGAUCUCUGUUCUGAAAAAGUUUUUAGAGCUGGAUGCUACUCUGAGAUCAAAAUAUAAUUAAAAACUUUCAAAGGUGAAUUUGAAAAAAAAAAUAGGCUUUUAAUCACCAAAUGAAUUGAUGCAAUUUAGACAAACUCCAGAAAUUAUGGUGCCCCCAAAUUAAACUACAAGGCCAUUUGUAGGUACACUAAGCCCAUAUAUUAAUUGAAAGACAAAGACUCACUUUAACUGAGACAAUUCUAUGUGGGGAAAAGUAGAAAUAAAUGGAAAACAGGAUAAUAGGAAAACAAUAUAUUUAAAGCUCAUUAUUAUAGAGACAAUCUUGACAAACUGAUGCUUUUGAAUUGAUGCUUUUGAACUGUGAUUUUGAACUGUGAUAUGGGAGAAGA